Messenger RNA from Brenthis ino (lesser marbled fritillary), 1494 nucleotides. NCBI's taxonomy places the organism in Eukaryota, Metazoa, Arthropoda, Insecta, Lepidoptera, Nymphalidae. The record is from the annotation of a GenBank genome assembly.
AUGCUAAGUUAUUUACUGUUUAUGUUAUACUUGCAAGUCGCAGUGUGUGAAAUUAUAAAACCUAAUUUUGUCGUCAUACUGACCGACGAUCAAGAUGUUGUGUUGGGUGGUAUGAGCCCUAUGAAGAAUGUACAACGCUUCAUUGGCAAUGAAGGGACAACUUUUAAGAAUUCUUUCGUUACAUCACCGAUUUGCUGUCCGAGCCGUGCCAGCUUCCUCACCGGGCUUCAUGUGCACAAUCACAUGACAUGGAAUAACAGCAUCAAUGGGGGUUGCUAUAGUCGGACGUGGAGAAAGUUAGAAUCACAAACAUUUGCUUCGGCCUUAAAAGAUGCCGGAUAUAAUACGUUUUAUGCAGGGAAAUAUUUAAAUCAGUACGGAGUUCACGCUUCCGGUGGUCCGGAACAAAUACCACAAGGAUGGAACGAAUGGCAUGGUUUGGUCGGCAAUUCAGUAUAUUAUAAUUAUACAAUAUCGAAUAAUGGCGUGCCUACACGCUCGACCGAUCUUUAUCUAACUGAUAUCAUUCGAGAUCUAAGCCUUAACUUCAUAGAAAAUCAAACGGAAUCUAAGCCGUUUUUGAUGAUGCUCGCUCCCCCCGCGCCGCACCAGCCCUUCACCCCCGCGCCCCGACAUCAAGGUGCCUUCAGUAAUGUUACCGCCGUCAGACAUCCGAAUUUCAAUGUUGCUGCCAAAGAUAAACAUUGGCUUUUAACAAUGCCUCCAACUCCGUUACCCGAAACAAUGAUGUCGGAACUAGACCGAGUGUAUCGGUCACGCUGGGAAAGUCUACUAGCUGUCGAUGAAAUGGUCGCAGACGUUGUCGACGCUUUAGACUCGAAUUCGGUGUUACAAGACACUUAUAUAAUUUAUACUUCGGAUAACGGAUAUCAUAUUGGUCAAUUCUCUCAAGUAUACGACAAGAGGCAGCCAUACGAGACCGAUAUAAAAGUACCGCUGAUCAUACGAGGUCCUACAAUAAAAAAGAACGUGACAGACGACCAACCAAUCUUGAACAUUGAUCUGGCCCCGACUAUAAUGACAUUAGCCGGUCUAACACCACCACUAAGUAUGGACGGUCGCGCUAUACAGUUUGACGAAAAACAAGAAAUCGAAAGGAAUAUGCUUAUUGAAUAUUAUGGGGAAGCUAGAGACGGUUCCGUCGAUCCCAAUUGUCCUUGGAAAUAUGACAGUGAUAAUCUUGCUCAAUGUUAUCCUGAGUACGACUGCAAAUGUCAAGAUGCGAAGAACAACACGUUUGCGUGUUUGAGGCACAUCUCUAAGCGAUUUAAUAUAAAAUACUGUGACUUUUCAGAUUCGGAGGAUUUCACGGAAAUGUAUGACAUUGACAACGAUCAAUACGAAUUAACGAAUAUAUAUGAGGAAGCGCUCCCUUCUGUCAGACAUUGGUACAGACUGAUGCUAGCUCAAAUGCUAACGUGCAAAGGCUACAAGAAUUGUGAUAAACCCCUCGAAUAUCCCAAAGUUUACGGC